CUUUGCUGCCCUGUGUGUAUAACAAGGUAACUCUGCUUCCUUGUGUAUAGCAAGUUAACUCUGCUUUUCUGUGUGUAUAACAAGCUAUCUCUGCUGCCCUGUGUGUAUAACAAGGUAACUCUGCUGCCCUGUGUGUAUAACAAGCUAUCUCUGCUUCCUUGUGUAUUAACAAGUUAACUCUGCUUUUCUGUGUGUGUAUAGCAAGGUGCAGCCGCUGCCGGGCCAUGGUUCUCCUCUCGCUGUUCCUCCUGCUCUUUGGCUGCGUGUUACCUGCUCCUGCUGGGACUGAACCCAACAACAGGCCCAUUAUUGGGAUCGUGGCCCAGGAAGUGACAGACAAAGAAUUCUUUCCCUUUGGCACAACAUACAUUGCUGACUCGUAUGUGAAGUUCCUGGAGUCGGCCGGGUGCCGGGUGGUGCCCAUUCAAUUAAAUUUGCCAGAAGUGGAGUAUCGAAAGCUCUUCCGGUCCAUUAAUGGGGUUCUGUUUCCAGGGGGAUCAGUGGAUCUUCAGAUAUCCAGCUUUGCACGGACCGCCAGAAUAUUUUACAAACUGGCUAUUGAGGCCUCUUCCUCAGGUCACUAUUUCCCAAUAUGGGGCACAUGCAUGGGUUUCCAGAUCCUUACUGCCUUCACGGCCGGAGCUGAUUUACUAUCUGCCACUUCUGCUGAGAACAUAUCACUUCCUCUCAACCUGACGGAUGAGGUGGCCUCCAGCAGAAUGUUUCUCCGUGCCCCACCAGAUCUACUAAGGGUUCUAAGCCAAGAAAGGGUGACUGCCAAUUUCCAUCAUUUUGGCCUUACCCCUGAGACUUUCAGAGCCAACAAAAAGCUUUCUGACUUCUUCCGUGUCUUAUCCACAAACCGAGACAUCAACGGAGUAGAAUUCAUAUCUACAAUAGAGGCUCGGAACUACCCGAUAUAUGGGGUCCAGUGGCACCCAGAAGUGAAUCGGUUCCAGUGGCGCAGCGACUUUUCCUUUCCACAUUCUGCCAAUGCAAUCUGGGUAUCACAGUACCUUGCAGACUUCUUUGUGAAUGAAGCCCGGAAGAGUCAGAACCACUUCCCAACUGAGAAGGAAGAGAACGCGGCUCUGAUAUAUAACUGGACUCCCAUAUACACGGCCAACAUCAGUGGAUAUGAACAAGCCUACUUCUUCUAGAUCUGCUCACAUCUCCUUCCAUGGGAACAGGGUGUUCCUCUAGGAUUCUUUAUAUAGUGUAGGUUGAAGACAAAAAAAAAACAAAAGCCCUGGUGGCCUUAUUUAUGAGCCGUUGAUAUAAUGUUACUGCUGAUGUCAGAAUUAUCUGUUGCAUCUUUGCCCAUUAUGGCCGCACCAGAUCUGGCUGAUCCAGCAUUUGGUCCCUGGUACAAUAGUUAGAACAUUGUGGGCACUAAACUACAUCCAGGAUUAUUUCUAUUCUUCAGAACGGCCAGAAAUCGAUGGAAAUGUUCUGUUAAUCACGAGGUGAUAUAAUAAAGAGGGGUGUCCCCCCAACUGCUGAUCA
This is a messenger RNA of Xenopus laevis (African clawed frog), 1506 nucleotides long. RefSeq names its product gamma-glutamyl hydrolase (conjugase, folylpolygammaglutamyl hydrolase) L homeolog (gene ggh.2.L). The record is from RefSeq and is a predicted model, not a curated record. Gene Ontology annotation, cellular component: vacuole; extracellular region. Gene Ontology annotation, molecular function: gamma-glutamyl-peptidase activity; hydrolase activity; omega peptidase activity. Gene Ontology annotation, biological process: tetrahydrofolylpolyglutamate metabolic process; L-glutamine metabolic process. Bases 225 to 1160 code for a protein of 311 amino acids. The transcript has 10 exons. NCBI's taxonomy places the organism in Eukaryota, Metazoa, Chordata, Amphibia, Anura, Pipidae.